This is a messenger RNA of Empidonax traillii (willow flycatcher), 1529 nucleotides long. It is a transcript of the gene NUDT9, whose product is annotated as nudix hydrolase 9. NCBI's taxonomy places the organism in Eukaryota, Metazoa, Chordata, Aves, Passeriformes, Tyrannidae. Gene Ontology annotation, cellular component: mitochondrion. The transcript has 8 exons. The record is from RefSeq and is a predicted model, not a curated record. Gene Ontology annotation, molecular function: ADP-ribose diphosphatase activity. The coding region runs from base 34 to 1074 and encodes 346 amino acids.
UCCCGCCGCGGUGGGGCCGCGGCGGCGCCGCCGAUGCUGCUGCCGGCCGGGUGCCUGCGGCGGGUCGUGGCCGUGCUCUCGUUGUCCGUGGUGCUGUCGGCCCGGAGCGCUGCCCAGCGCCGCCCGGCGCGCAGUAACUCAUCUGCAAACUGUUGGUCCCAUCUUCAUCCUGUGAAUAUGUUCAACAGUUACAAUGUUAAGUUCUACCACAGCAAAGCUCUCACCUCCCCAUAUCCAAGAUCACACGUUGAGCGCAGCCACGUUCCUGAAGAUAAAGUGGACUGGCUGACAGAAUGGAAAGAUUAUAAUCCUGUGGAGUACACUGCAAAGUCUGUUUUGGCUGGACCCAGUUGGGCAGAUCCCCAAAUCAAUGAUAACGGUUUUUCUCCCAAAUUCAAUGAGAGGGAUGGAGAAGUGGAGAGGAAGAGUCUGAAUGGCUUGUAUGUGGUUGAAAAUGGGAGACCCCGAAAUCCAGUGGGAAGGACUGGUCUCACAGGCAGAGGAUUGUUAGGGCGCUGGGGACCAAACCACGCUGCUGAUCCCGUCGUAACUAGGUGGAAAAGGGAUGGAAGUGGCAAUAAAGUUGCUCAUCCAGUUACUGGCAAAAACAUCUUGCAGUUCGUGGCUAUCAAGAGGAGAGACUGUGGGGAGUGGGCCAUUCCAGGGGGGAUGGUGGACCCCGGGGAGAAGAUCAGCGCUACCCUGAGGCGGGAAUUUGAGGAGGAGGCCUUGAACUCUUUGCAGAAAUCACCUGAGGAGAAAGCAAAAUUGCAGAAGCAGCUCCAGAAGCUGUUCAGCCAGGAACACUUUGUGGUGUACCGAGGAUAUGUGGAUGACCCUCGUAACACUGAUAAUGCCUGGAUGGAGACAGAGGCUGUGAACUAUCAUGAUGAAACAGGUGAGACAAUGGAUAAUUUGCCUCUGGAAGCAGGUGAUGAUGCUGGAGCAGUGAAGUGGGUUGACAUCAGUGAGAAGCUUGAGCUGUAUGCAAGUCAUAGCUACUUCAUUAAGCUUGUGACUGAGAAAUGGGGAGCCCACUGGAGUGAGGAUCCUGAACCUGAGUGCCAUGAGUGAUGUCAACGAGGAACUGACAGACAUCAAGAGGAGAAUAUGUUUUCCAGCCUUGAAACAGAUGACAUUGUCAUUUUCAGAGGAAAUUCAGUGAAAAUUUCUGUGAAUUUCAGCUGGAAAAAACAAUGGACAGUGAUAAAUUCAAGUUUUUUCAGAGACUUGAGAUUGCUUCUUUUGAUGUCUUAGUUAGUGUGAAAUGAGAUGAAGGAGGAGCUCUGACCUUGAUUUGCUUUCUUGUCUUCAUUAUUUGCAGCUGUUUCAUCAUAUCUGCUGAUCUGCACUGCCUCACUGGGAUUCUGACUGGUGGUGGUUCAGAGGCUGUUCACUUUAGCUCUGUGUUUUUUGCACUGAUUCCUUGUCAGAAAGGAAUCCUUAAGGGAUGUGAGACUUGUAGGAUAACCUGGAUAAUGACUUAAUUUAAGUGCUACAUAAUAAAGUGAAGUUUCUUUUUUGAGUCA